AUUCAUUACCCACAUUGGACCUAUCCCCUCUAAUAUUCAUACUCCCUAGGUAUUUCCAAGGGUUGAAGUAUUAAAGACAUGCAUGUAAGAUAUAUAAUAAGCCCAAAAAUUAAAUACAUGUUAUCUUUUAAUAUAUCACUCUUAUAUUGAAGGCAACAUCCAGGGUGCCAUUAAGCAAUGAAUAUAGUUUGAAGGAAUUGUCAGGAACAGCAAAUUUGAUGACUGCAAAUGACUCAGAGCAUACCCAGAAACCAGUGUCCCCUCCUGGAGAAGCAUGUGCCUUUGAAAAGCAAACUGGACAAAAAUCGGAACUCGAGAAAGGAGAUUGAUGUGAAGAUGUACAGCCCACAAGAAAGAAAGGGCCAUGUGUACCAAGAGGUCAAUGAUCCCCAGGAUGAUGAUUACCUUUAUUGUGAGAAGUGUCAGAACUUAUUCAUCGACAGCUGUGCUGUGCAUGGGCCCCCUACAUUUGCAAGGGACAGUGCAGUGGACAAGGGGCAUCCCCACCGCUCAGCCCUCACCCUGCCCCCUGGGUUGAGAAUUGGGCCCUCGGGCAUCCCUGAGGCUGGGCUUGGAGUGUGGAAUGAGGCAGCUGACUUGCCAGUGGGUCUGCACUUUGGCCCUUAUGAAGGACACAUCACAGAAGAUGAAGAGGCAGCCAAGAGCAGAUACUCCUGGCUGAUCACCAAAGGGAGAAACUGCUAUGAGUAUGUGGAUGGAAAGGACAAAUCCUGGGCCAACUGGAUGAGGUAUGUGAACUGUUCCCGGGAUGAUGAAGAGCAGAACCUGGUAGCCUUUCAAUACCACGGGCAGAUUUUCUACCGAACCUGCCGGGUCAUCAGGCCGGGCUGUGAGCUGCUGGUCUGGUUUGGGGACGAGUAUGGCCAGGAGCUGGGCAGCAAGUGGGGCAGCAAGUGGAAGAGAAAGCUCAUGUCCAGGAGAGCGGAACCAAAGCCAGAGGUGCACCCAUGUCCCUCCUGCUCUCUGGCCUUCUCCACUCAGAAAUUCCUCAGCCAACACGUGAAACUCAAUCAUCCCCCUCAGAUUCUCCCGGGAACAUCUGCAAGAAAACACCUCCAAGCAGAGGAGCCCUGUCCAGAGGAUCAGAAUCAGCAGCAGCAACAUACUAGUACACACAGCUGGAAUGAUAAAGCUGAAGGUCAAGAGGCCAAAGAAAGGUCCAAACCUUUGCAUAAAAGGAUCAGUCAGAGGAGAAUCUUAAGACCCUUUUUCCAACCUGCCAAAGAAUGAAUGAGGAGCUCUAGUGAGAAUGAGAGACUGAGGGAGGAAGAGCCCCGCAGAGGCCAGAAACAGAGUCCAGAGGGCACAGGCAAGUUAUUUGUGAAAGCAGGAAUGUCAAAAAUUGAAACAAUCCAGCACAGAGGGUGUUGGCAAGGCUUCAGUGAUGGGUCACAUCUCAUCAGAGACCAGGGGACACACUCUGGGGAGAAGCCCUAUGUUUGCAGGGAGUGUGGGCGAGGCUUUACACAGAAGUCAGUUCUAAUCACACACCAGAGGACACACUCAGGGGAGAAACCCUAUGUUUGCAGGGAGUGCGGGCGAGGCUUUACAUGCAAGUCAGGUCUCAUCACACACCAGAGGACACACUCUGGGGAGAAGCCCUAUGUUUGCAGGGAGUGUGGGCGAGGUUUUA
Messenger RNA from Phyllostomus discolor (pale spear-nosed bat), 1654 nucleotides. RefSeq names its product histone-lysine N-methyltransferase PRDM9-like. Lineage: Eukaryota; Metazoa; Chordata; Mammalia; Chiroptera; Phyllostomidae. The record is from RefSeq and is a predicted model, not a curated record. Bases 229 to 1251 code for a protein of 340 amino acids. Gene Ontology annotation, cellular component: nucleus. Gene Ontology annotation, biological process: regulation of DNA-templated transcription; positive regulation of reciprocal meiotic recombination. The transcript is spliced from 7 exons. Gene Ontology annotation, molecular function: zinc ion binding; protein binding; histone H3K36 methyltransferase activity.